AUGUGACGUCACACAAAGGGACUGUGGGUAUCAAGCUUCCGCAUUCCUUAUUCAAACUUCGCUUCUCGCUCAAGUUAGGAGCGUGUCCUGCUGCUCAGUGCUGGGCGUGGAUUUCUGACGUAGAGGAUAUGCUGUCUUUCAGUGAUGUGGCCAUUUAUUUCUCUGCAGAGGAGUGGGCAUGCCUGGGCCCUGCUCAGUGGAAUUUGUACAGGGAUGUGAUGUUGGAGAAUUACAGCAACCUUGUGUUCCUGGGUCUUGCUUCCUCUAAGCCAUCCCUGGUCACAUUUCUGGAGCAAAGACAAGAGCCUUCAGAUGUGACUAGACAAGCAGCUGCCACCCUGCCGCCAGGAAAAAAAUGCUAUAUAUCCAAAGAAUGUGGCAAAGCCUUUGAUUGCAAAGAAAAUGUUAAUAACCACCAGAGAAUUCAUUUAAGAGUGAAGCCCUGCAAGCUUGAAGACCCUGACAAGUCCAUUCAUUGUCCAUCAGUACUCUCUGAACACAAGAGAAUUCAUACAGGAGAGAAACCCUACAAAUAUCAAGUAUGUGGCAAGGCCUUCCAUUUUUCAACAUUACAUUCUGUACACAAGAGUCUUCAUACAGGAGAGAAACCCUACAGAUGUGAAGUAUGUGGCAGAGCCUUCUCUUUGCCAUCAUUACUUUCAGGACACAAGAGACUUCAUACAGGACAGAAAUACUACAAGUGUGAAGUAUGUGGCAAAGUCUUCCAUUUACCAUCAUUACUUUCAGAACACAACAGAAUUCAUACAGGAGAGAAACCGUACAAGUGUGAAGUGUGUGGCAAGGCCUUCCGUAUUUCAUCAUUACUUUCUAAACACAAUAAAAUUCAUAUAGGAGAGAAACGCUACAAGUGUGAAGUAUGUGGCAAGGCCUUCCAUUAUCCAUCAGUACUUUCUAACCACAAGAGAAUUCAUACAGGAGAGAAACCCUACAAGUGUCAAGUAUGUGGAACGACCUUCCAUUAUCCAUCAGUCCUUUAUAAGCAUAUGAAAAUCCAUACGGGAGAGAAGCCCUACAAAUGUGAAAUAUGUGGCAAGGCUUUCCGUACUUCAUCAUUUCUUUCAGGACACAAGAGAAUUCACACAGGAGAGAAACCAUACAAAUGUGAAGUAUGUGACAAAGCCUUCCGUUUACCAUCAUUACGUUCAGAACACAUCAGAAUUCAUACAGGAGAGAAACCCUACAAGUGUGAGGUAUGUGGCAAGGCCUUCCGUAUUUCAUCAUUACUUUCUAAACACAAUAGAAUUCAUACAGGAGAGAAACCCUACCAGUGUGAAGUUUGUGGCAAGGCCUUCCGUAUUUCAUCAUUACUUUCUAACCACAAGAGUCUUCAUACAGGAGAGAAACCCUACAAGUGUGAAGUAUGUGGCAAGGCCUUCCAUUAUCCAUCAUUAGUUUCUAAACACAAGAGAAUUCAUACAGGAGAGAAACCCUACAAAUGUGAAGUAUGUGACAAGGCCUUUCAUUGUCCAUCACUGCUUUCUAAACACAAGAGAAUACAUACAGGUGGAAAACCCUACAAAUGUGAACUUUGUGGCAAGGUGUACAAAAGUCCUUCAGAACUUUCUAUACACAAGCGACAUCAUACAGGAGAAAAUCCCUACAAAUGUGAAGUUUGUGGCAAAGUGUACAAUCGUCCAUCAAAACUUUCUAUACACAAGAGACUUCAUACAGGAGAGAAACCCUACAAAUGUGAAGUAUGUGGCAGAGCCUUCCAUUUACCAUCAUUACUUUCAGAACACAACAGAAUUCAUACAGGAGAGAAACCAUUCAAGUGUGAAGUGUGUGGCAAGGCCUUCCGUAUUUCAUCAUUUCUUUCUAAACACAGUAGAAUUCAUACAGGAGAGAAACCCUACCAGUGUGAAGUUUGUGGCAAGGCCUUCCAUAUUUCCUCAUUACUUUCUAAUCACAAGAGUCUUCAUACAGGAGAGAAACCCUACAAGUGUGAAGUAUGUGACAAGGCAUUUCAUCGUCCAUCCUUAGUUUCUAAACACAUGAGACUUCAUACAGCAGAAAAUCCCUACAAAUGUGAAGUUUGUGGUAAGACAUACAAUCGUCCUUCAAAACUUUCUAUACACAAGAGACUUCAUACAGGAGAGAAACCCUACAAAUGUCAAGUUUGCGACAAGGCCUUUCAUUGUCCAUCAUUACUUUCUAAACACAAAAGAAUGCAUACAGGAGGAAAACAUGUACAGAAGUAAAGUAUCAUCCAAGCCUUCCAUUUUCCAUCAGUACUUUCUAAACACAAGAAAAUUUAUACAGAAGAGAAAUACUACAAGUGUGAAGUAUGUGGCAAGUGUUUAGACCUUCCCAGAUUCUUUUUACACAUUUGAUAGCUCAUGCUGGAGAGAAACUCUACAGAUGGGAGGAAUGUGGAAAAGCUUUCUCUCCAGUCAAUCCUCUGUCAGCCUAAAUUAACUCACUGUUGGCAUGAUCACUGUGCACUGUGAACAGUUUACCCUUGUUUAUUUAAAUGCUGAUUUCUUUACCCCACUAUCUCGUUUCAAGCCAAAUAUGGCAUUGUAAUUUUUGUUCUAAGUUUCCCUUGUCUCAAGUUUGUGUAAACAUGCCUAUCUUUUCUUCUCUGUUUUGCUAAUAAAAUGCCAAUCAGCCAACGUCCAGCAAUACAGGGAAUCGGUGGGACAUCUGGUUCUGAGGAAGGGUGGAGAAAGAGAAAGAGGUAGGAAAAUAAGCCACAGCAGAGGACCAAACUCCAUCAGGAGGAUUUAACCAGAACUAAGAAAUGAUUUAAAAAGUAACUGUAAUGGGAAAUUUGGCUCUGUGGAAGCUAGACUAGAUUGAAUAUUUAGGACAGAGUAAUUAUUGCUCAGUAUUGAGCUCUGGGCUAAUUAAAUAAAUCAUAGUAUCCAUAUGUCAUUACUUGGGUAAAUUACCUGGCUAAAGAUAAACUGCCACUGCAUUAAAUCUAUGAUUUGUAUCAUAGUACUAAUUCCUCUACAUACGGAAUCCAACAUGGGACAUGUAUUCAUACCCUAAAAAUUCAUUAUUAGACAUUAGGAACAUUCCGGAAGAAAAGUGCAAACUAGCACGCUCUGAGACCUAAGGUAGUUUACUAAGGGGAGGAGGAAAAAGUGCAACUGCUUCAGCCGAGGCUUAAUCCAACUCUGGGGUUUGAAAGGAUGGCCACCCUCCAGAGCUUCAUUACUUAGAGAAAUUAGGCAGCUCUGAGAGCACAAGUAAGGUAAGCAGGGCACAGCCACAGAACCAGGCAGAUUACUCCUGCCUGGAAAGCAAGCAGGCCUGCAUGCCUCAGAGGGAGGACUUAGUGCUGGUCAGAGGAGUCUCCUGCUGUGACACAGCUGUGCUUACUUAGCAACUGCAACUCCAAAGGUCAGUUGCUCUCAGUUAAUAAAACAUACCUCCCAUGGUACAAUUAGUGGAUUCAACCAUAGGCAGAGGUCCAGAAGACAACUGGAGAGAUCAGCUGAGCAAGGAAUGCGAUAAAGUGCAAGUAUCCCUGGGAUUUAUGCCUGGAGAAACCAGAUUAAUUUAGAGGAUUAAAAAGAGAUUAAAACUGCUCAGGAUUAUGCUGUAAAUCUUGAUAGACAAAUAAUAUAUGCGAGUCAUAAUUAUGUGAUAGCUGGGUUAAGAGAGAAACUGAGAAACACAAUUUUAUAAAAAUAACCUUAACAUAAGAUGUAACAUUGAGGAAGUCAUUGGUUUGAACCAUUGUGACAUCAUGCUUGAGACAAGCAAUUUGGGGGAUGUUCAGUGUCAUAAAAGUCCCUGUGUGGAAAGUGACAGAUAAGUUGCAUUAUAAGCCAAACCUGUUAGAAAUGUCUGAAGCCAUAGGCUGUCCACUGAGGAAGGAGCUGACCUAUGGGAGAGGCUAUCUGUUCUUCAGCAUCAGAGAUGGAGGGUUGGUGUGGGCUAGAUCCUUUGGAGUCCAGAUGAUUCCAUUAUGAAUAUCAGAUGCCAUGUAUAGGACUUGGGUUUGCCCUUCUGGGCUUUUGUCUUUAAAACAUUUUCUUAGAUGUCUGUUACUCUCCGCUGAAAUAGGAAAGUUCCCACUGUUCCACUGCAUAUUAAAUAGAGUAGUCUUUUUGUGUCUCUGAGAUAAGCAACUGUUUGUUUAAAUUUUACAGUCAAGAGACUAAACAUUGGAAUUGUGCUGGCACUAUUAAACAUCAUGAGGACAUUUAGAGAUGGACUAAAUGCCUGUCCUAGAGAUGAGAGUGAAAUUUUAUGGGCAUGGAGUAAAAAGUUAUGAUGUAAAUUGAUAUAUUUAAGUGUCGAGUUGACAGGAUGAAGCUGUGGUUUAACUUAAUAAUGUUAAUUAUAUUGAAUUUAGAGUCCCCAUAGAAACAGCCCGCUGAGCAUGUAAACCCAUUAGUUCCUUGAUUGUUCUGUGGCUGGAGAGAUGGUUCAAUGGUGAACAGCACUGACUGUUCUUCCAGAGGUCCUGAGUUCAAUUCCUAGCAACCAGAUGGUGGGUCAGAACCAUUGAUAAUGUAAUACUGAUGCCCUCUUCUGCCAUACAGGUAUACAAGCACAUAGAGCUCUUAUAUUCAUAAAUAAAUCUUUUUUUUUUAAAGACCUAUUUUAGAUGCAGACAGUAGCACCCUGUAGAUUGGAAACCUAAACUGAAUAAAAAGAAAAUGAGUGAGCUCCCAUAGUCACCUCUCUCUGAUCCUUUUAUUGGAUGCAAUAUCAAAUCGUGAUUGUGCCCCAAGCAUUUCCUCCCAUGAUGGACUACAACGUCAUAGUGUGUCCUGCCUUUUGUAGCCUCAGAUAUUAUCUGGGUGCAUUUUAAUAUCAACUUGCCACAAAUUAGAAUCCUCAGCUGAAGAACUCUGAUGAUUGUUUUGGGAACUGUGGGAGCCCCCCCAAUUGUGGGGAGCCCCCUGGUAACAGCCAAGAUCAAGUUGUUUUGCCUUAAUUGAGCUGCCAAUGCUACUACUACUGUCUUUUGUAAUGGUGGAACCAGCACUUCCAAGCUUUUAUUUUUGACUAGGGAACAGUAACUCUAGAGUAGACUUCAGACGUCCAGUGCCAGAUUGGAACUACUGAGGUCCCCUGCCUUUUGGCCUAAGUAACAGUGGGUGUUAGACCCCAAAGUGAGACAUCUACUGUGGGACUAUUCUGCCAGCUGAGCUCCCAGCAACAAAGACUGACUAUCUGUUUUGGAGUGUGUCAGGUGUGAUUUAGGUAUUGUGGUUUAAAGUGGAAUUAAUAAAUUGUCAUAAAUA
Molecule: messenger RNA, 5228 nt
Organism: Meriones unguiculatus (Mongolian gerbil)
Lineage: Eukaryota; Metazoa; Chordata; Mammalia; Rodentia; Muridae
Product: zinc finger protein 728-like
Exons: 4
Coding region: 129-2219 (696 amino acids)
Biological process (GO): regulation of DNA-templated transcription
Cellular component (GO): nucleus
Source: RefSeq, a predicted model, not a curated record